Sphenostylis stenocarpa is the source of this 296-nucleotide messenger RNA. The record is from the annotation of a GenBank genome assembly. Lineage: Eukaryota; Viridiplantae; Streptophyta; Magnoliopsida; Fabales; Fabaceae.
AUGAAUUCAGCCCUUAACGUUGAGGUCGUUAAGUUGGGUGGACAAAUCUCAGCAUUAAGGGUGGAGGGCGACGACAAGUUGAGGGAAAGGUUGGCACAUGCAAAAGAAGAGAAUAAGAUAAUUUCGUCUCUCCAUGAAUUAAAGGUCGUCCCGAAGGUGACAGCCGAGAAGGAGUUGGCUGAGAUAAAGGAUUAUGUUGUCCAGGAGCACAUAGAGGGUUUCAACAAGGUCAUCCGUCAGAUGCACUACUUCACUGGGAGCAGUGUAUCUUUAAGCGAGGCAAAGUUUGAUGUUGA